Messenger RNA from Homo sapiens (human), 2652 nucleotides. RefSeq names its product zinc finger protein 85 (gene ZNF85). Gene Ontology annotation, biological process: regulation of transcription by RNA polymerase II; negative regulation of transcription by RNA polymerase II; regulation of DNA-templated transcription. Lineage: Eukaryota; Metazoa; Chordata; Mammalia; Primates; Hominidae. The record is from RefSeq and is a predicted model, not a curated record. Gene Ontology annotation, cellular component: nucleus. Bases 647 to 2257 code for a protein of 536 amino acids. Gene Ontology annotation, molecular function: DNA-binding transcription repressor activity, RNA polymerase II-specific. The transcript has 2 exons.
AAAGGUAAAAACACCUCCAGAUAAGGAAUAGGAACAGGCUAUGACCUAAUGCUUGCUUGGACCAGUAUAAGCAUGCCAGGGCAAAUAUUUAGGCUAAAAUGUGGGAGCUAAGAACACAAAGUACAUUGAUUUCUUUAUCACGGCUAGCAGAUAUCUAAGAAUGUCAGCACAGGUGUUUGAAUACAUUUUGCUUCUAAGAGAAGUUACUAUUUAUUCCUAAUUACACGAGGAGGAAAGUCCCUUUGAAAAGGAACCUCUAUUUCACAUUUUACGAUGAGCACAAUAUAGUUUUGCAUUGGUGUAUAUGAAUUUGAAUGAGCAAACAGCUCUUCAAGUUUUUGGGGUUUUUUUGUUUGUUUUGUUUUUUGGGUUUUUGUUUUUUGUUUUUGAGACGGAGUCUCACUCUGUCAUCAGGCUGGAGUGCAGUGGCACGAUCUCGGCUCACUGCAACCUCCGCCUCCUGCGUUCAAGUAUUCCCCUGCCUCAGCCUCCCAAGUAGCUGUGACUAAAGCCGUGCACCACAACGUCUGGCCAAUUUUUUGUAUUUUAGUAGAGACGAAGUUUCACCAUAUUGGCCAGGCGAGUCUCAAACUCCUGACCUCGUGAUCCACCCACCUCAGCCUCCCAAAGUGCUUGGAUUAUAGACAUGAGCCUCAGCGCCCAGCCCUCUUCAAGUUUUUAUAAACCAGUUUCAGAAGUUAUGUGUUCUCAUUUUGCCCAAGACCUUUGGCCGGAGCAGAAUAUAAAAGAUUCUUUCCAAAAAGUGACACUGAAAAGAUAUGGAAAAUGUAGACAUGAAAAUUUACCAUUAAGAAAAGGCUGUGAAAGUAUGGAUGAGUGUAAGAUGCACAAAGGAGGUUGUAAUGGACUUAACCAAUGUCUCACAGCUACCCAGAGCAAAAUAUUUCAAUGUGAUAAAUAUGUAAAAGUCGCUCAUAAAUUUUCAAAUUCAAACAGACAUGAGAUAAGACAUACUAAAAAGAAACCUUUCAAAUGUACAAAAUGUGGCAAAUCAUUUGGCAUGAUUUCAUGCCUAACUGAACAUAGCAGAAUUCAUACUAGAGUAAAUUUCUACAAAUGUGAAGAAUGUGGAAAAGCCUUUAACUGGUCCUCAACCCUUACUAAACAUAAGAGAAUUCAUACGGGAGAGAAACCUUACAAAUGUGAAGAAUGUGGUAAAGCCUUUAACCAGUCCUCAAACCUUAUUAAACAUAAGAAAAUUCAUACUGGAGAGAAACCCUACAAAUGUGAAGAAUGUGGCAAAACUUUUAACCGAUUCUCAACUCUUACUACCCAUAAGAUAAUUCAUACUGGAGAGAAACCCUACAAAUGUAAAGAAUGUGGUAAAGCUUUUAACCGAUCUUCAACCCUUACUACCCAUAGAAAAAUUCAUACUGGAGAGAAACCUUACAAAUGUGAAGAAUGUGGCAAAGCCUUUAAGCAGUCCUCAAACCUUACUACACAUAAGAUAAUUCAUACUGGAGAGAAACCCUACAAAUGUAAAAAAUGUGGAAAAGCCUUUAACCAGUCUGCACACCUUACCACACAUGAGGUAAUUCAUACUGGAGAGAAACCCUACAAAUGUGAAAAAUGUGGAAAAGCCUUUAAUCAUUUCUCACACCUUACUACACAUAAGAUAAUUCAUACUGGAGAGAAACCUUACAAAUGUAAAGAAUGUGGUAAAGCUUUUAAACACUCUUCAACCCUUACUAAACAUAAGAUAAUUCAUACUGGAGAGAAGCCUUACAAAUGUAAAGAAUGUGAAAAAGCUUUUAACCAAUCCUCAAAACUUACUGAACAUAAGAAAAUUCAUACUGGAGAGAAACCCUAUGAAUGUGAAAAAUGUGGCAAAGCUUUUAACCAGUCCUCAAAUCUUACUAGACAUAAGAAAAGUCAUACAGAAGAGAAACCUUACAAAUGUGAAGAAUGUGGCAAAGGUUUUAAAUGGCCCUCAACCCUUACUAUCCAUAAGAUAAUUCAUACUGGAGAGAAACCAUACAAAUGUGAAGAAUGUGGCAAAGCUUUUAACCAAUCCUCAAAACUUACCAAACAUAAGAAAAUUCAUACUGGAGAGAAACCCUACACAUGUGAAGAAUGUGGCAAAGCCUUUAACCAGUCCUCAAACCUUACUAAACAUAAGAGAAUUCAUACUGGAGAAAAACCUUACAAAUGUGAAGAAUGUGACAAAGCUUUUAAAUGGUCCUCAGUCCUUACUAAACAUAAGAUAAUUCAUACCGGAGAAAAAUUACAAAUAUGAAAAUUAUGGCAAAGCUUUAAUCAAUUUACAAGUCUUACUAAACAUAAGAAAAUUUAUACUGGAGAGAAACUACUAACCUGAAAGAUGUGACAAUAAUUUUGACAACACCUCAGACUUAUAAAAGUAAUCAUACUGGUGAGAAAUUCUAAAAAUGUGAAGACUAUGGCAAAGUCUUUAAAUGGUUGUCACACUUUAGGUAAGAUAAUUCAUAUUGGAACAAACUACAAGUGCAAACAAUGUGGCAAAACUUAAUUUAUGCUCACACCUUACUGCACAGAAAAGAAUUUUUAGUUGAGAAAAAGUAUACAAAUAUAAAGAAUGUGGAAAAGCCGUUAAUAUCUGCUCACAUCUUACUCAGCAUCAGAAAGUACUUAAUAAAAGCAUUAUAAAUGGAA